Molecule: messenger RNA, 2471 nt
Organism: Corylus avellana
Lineage: Eukaryota; Viridiplantae; Streptophyta; Magnoliopsida; Fagales; Betulaceae
Source: RefSeq, a predicted model, not a curated record
CUCUUCCUAGUUUAACUAGGAGAUUUUAUAUUUGGAAGUUUCUUUUUGUGUUGGUUUUGCUUCUUUAUUAGUAAGUACAAAGGAAGUUUCUAUAUUUGAAAUUACUGGUAAAAUCAAAACUUACUGAAAUUUAUAGAAAUAGGCUAAAAUGCAUUGAUACUUUAGAAUGUAAGUACUUGUAGUAGGUUUCCUGUCAAUUUUAGUUGAAAGGAAAAUGCAUUCUCUGCUUUGCUCCAAAGCACAUAAAUAUUUAUUUGAUUAGAUAAUAAUAACUGUGCUUCUUUACGUACCCAAUGAGCUUUAGCUCAAAUGGUACUUCCUCCCUUUGUAGUAAGGUGGAGGAUGAGGUCAUUGGUUCAUGUCCUACCUGUGCAUGUGUAAGUUACCAAUAAAAAUACUGUGAUUCUUCACGUAUUUAAGUUGUGAAACAUUUAUGUUUUGAUCUAUAUUUAGGGUGGACUUGAGGUCUUAAAUAUACAGAAGGCUUUGAGUCAUUUAGUGUGAUAAGUUAUUUCCCGGUUGAGAAUUGAUUUUCAUCACAAUUCUUCUCUUUGUGUGUGUGUGUUCUUACUGAUUGAAGUUCCAACCAUAUGGUCAUUGUUUUAUGAUGAGAACCCUUCAGUUGCAAUCAUCUUGUCAAAAACAUUAAUUAGUGAUAUUAUUGUGAGAUGCUGCUCAAAUACAGUAAUUUGGACGAUUUGAUGUCUUAAUUAUCUCUCAUUCAUAUUGAACACUUUACUACCAUAUAGUUACUUGAAGCUUGGAAGGUCAGCAGGUCCACAUUAUUACACCUUGCCUUAAGUCAAAUGAUUGAAUGACCAACAUUCCUUGCCAUUCUCUCCACUACAUAAAUAUUGUUUAGAAAUCAAAUUGAAUCAGCUAUGUAACUCAUGAAAUAUUAAGCAAUCAACUAUGCUUGUAUGAUAUAGGUAAUGUGAUGAACAUUCAGAAUUAAAUAUUGGAUUCGUGAGGAUCCAAACUAAGAAGAAAUCAACUUCCAUAAUAAUCCCUUAACAGAUGUCAGAAAUUAGUGAUGACAGGUUGUUACAUGACCUUGCACUAUUUACAUGGGUCCGAUAUUUGUUUUGCAAGGUGUUUGUGAGCAUUGAUGGCUGUCGUUGAGGGCGGAUUAUUGCAGAUAAGGUUGCUUUAAAGCUGUUACUGCAUGACGACCUCUUCUGCCAACUUUUUUUCCAUUUGUGCUUUCUGUGUUUCUCUUCUUAAUUGAUUUUUAUUACACUUGUCGUUUACCUUAAUUUGUCUCGAGCGCUAUGACCUGUCUUUCCCUAAAACGGCUAUAAAAGGAGGUGAGAAAUUGGGCAUUUUCAUCAUAGCAAGAUUGUUCUUGCACUUGCUAGUUUCCAUCUCUUCAUCUUAAAAAGUAAUUUGUUCUUUUCCUUGCUAGUUUCCAUCUCUUCAUCAUGAAAGUAGCCUUGUUGAGGUCUCAUUUUCUAGUUAAACAAUGAAUUUCCAUUUGGCAUCUAAUAAAGAAAAUUCUGAGAAGGGUGUGGAGAUCCAUUCAUGCUUCUAUUGCAAAAAGGUGUUCAACAAUCACCUGGCUCUUGGGGGUCAUCUAAGGGCUCAUCAGGAGGAAAUUAAUGCUAGGAGGAGCUGGAAUUAUCCUGUUCAUUCCAGUAAUUUCCUUGACGUUUCCAGCACUGCCCCUAAUCGCAUCUUGACGGGUCAGCCUGAAAAUUUCUCUGGAGGUGCUAGGAAUAAUCCAAGUGCACUUUUCAGUAGGGCGACCUCUUCUAUGGAUUUCUCUAAGUUCUGCUCAAAUGAAUCCAGCUGUAUCAAUGCUAGAAAGUACUUUGAGAACAAUGUUGGAAACGCCAUAUCUCAGUUUUUCAUGUCUCCAAAUCUUUCAUCCAGCAGUGGUGCCGAAGUUCAUCAUUCAAAUCCCUUAACCUCGUCACUUUUUAUUCCAUCUGCUAGCACUGCAACCACUGGUUUUCCUAUGGAUUCCUCAUUGUACUCCGGAUCAUAUGGAAUCUGUCAGUUUAAUACUGACGAAUUAAGAACAUUUAGAGAUGGUAAGCCACCAAACUUUCAGCAUCACUACCUUGGUGAUGGUCAGCGUUCAGGCCAAAAUGGAGUUAAUAAGUAUAAUGAGAGUAGUAUGUUAACUUGUGAAGGAGGUAAGAAACGCUGCUUAGAUGAAGUCCUGGGGAAUUCUGACAUGAUGAAUUCAUCAAAAAAGCCUCAGACCACCUCCAACCUACCUGCAGAAACAGAGAAGCCUCAGAAGAAAGAGCUACUUCUUUUUAAGGAUGUGGAGGAUUCUUUUUUUGGGUUUGGGAUUUCUUUUGAUGACAAAGAGGAAGAUGAAGCAGAUCUGGAUCUAUCUCUACACCUGUAGCUUUGUAUGUUUUUCUUUAUAACUGAAUAGAUGUAUGGAUGGGUUUGCUGGUUAUGUAUAUAUUAUGGUUUUGGUGUAUGGAAUUCUCUCUCUCUGCGCCUUUCUGAUUGAA